AUGGUUCAAAUUUCUCUGGAUGUUGACGCGAAACAGGCUUGGAAGCUGUUCAAGAUCCUCGACGCAAAGAGGUCGGGCCGCGUCUCCCUCGAGGACUUCGUUGAGGGGUGCUUGAAGCUGAGGGGGCCAGCUACGCGCGUCGACGUGGAGUCGCUGAAGUGGGACAUCAGAGGGGCUUACAAUCGUUCAGAGCACACAGCCAGGAUGCUUGCCGACCUGAUCAGAUUCAUUGAUCCGAACGGGCUCUUCCGCGAGACAGUCGACACGGCGGCGCCCGCGUGGACCAGCGCGCAGGGGUCGCACGUAGCGUCCGUGGGGGAUGGGAAGAGGCGGCCGUCUGUGGAGUGGCUGCCGGGGCGCUGGUGGUGUCGAACGUCCACGCCCAUCGCCACGGAUGGUGAACGUGAAGAUUUCCAACCUGGCAUCCGACCCUGCAUCCAGCCGGCCGUUGCCUGGAUGGCGCUCAGCGUCUUCCUCUUCUGGUGCACUCUUGUCGGUCCCGCGGCUUUCUGGCAGAGGGCCGUCCUCAGGGGGCACCAUGAAAACGGCGACCUCUGGGUGACCACCUCGAUAGGCUUCAGGGGCCUCUUCACGCAGCUCUCGACGCCUCUGCUCGGCGCCGCCUCCGACCGCUGGGGCCGAAGGCUGGCACAGGCGCUGCUGGUUGCCGCCUACUCGCUGUGGCUGGUUCCCCUCGCCAUCGCACCCUCUGCCGCGUGGUGCGUCGACCUGAGCGUCGUGCUGAUGGCUCUUGCCGGACUGGGGGGCUCGCCCUUCUACGUGCCGUUCGCGUACUGCGCAGACCUCACCCCCCAGAGAGAGGCGCACCGGCUGAGCGAGAUGAACGCGAGAAUGCUCGCCGCGGGCUUCUCCCCCGCCUUCGUGCUGGCGCCGAUCCUCUGCGACCUCCUGUUUCGGAUGACGAGCGAUCGGGGCGGGUGGUGUGUCCUCCUUGCCGUCUCCUUGUUCAACCUCCUCUUUGUCAUCGGGUUGCUGCCUGAAAGCCUUGGCGCGAGGAGCUCGCCAGUGACGCCGAGAUCCCGUCACAGGCCCUCUCUGGCUACUGCGGGUGCGGGCGCGGCGAUGACGCUUCCGCAGACGAAGCUCAAUCCGUGCUUCUAUUUCCGGCUCUUCUCUGCAGGUGGCCCCGCAGGGUGCCACGCCGCAAGGAUCCUUCGCCAGCUUGCUUGCAUCGUCUUUUUUCUUUACCUUGCAAAGAUGACAAUCAUCAGCUGUUCAAUCCUUUUUGCAGAGGAGCGCUUCGGGUGGUCUCCUCAGGAUGCGGGGUUGCUUCUGAGCUUGUGGGGAUUCGUUCAAUUUGUUUCGCUAAGUGCCCUUGCAUCCGCUGGCAGAUGCCAGUGCCAAUGGGCACACGACGAGCGCGUUGUGCUGUGGAUUGGGACUGGUGCCGCACUCCUCUCGAUGAUGCUGUUUUCAGUCACGACGCAUGGUUGGCUUCUUGUCGUCGCUAUGGGCGUCGGUGCUGUGUCCAUGGUAUCCCUCACUGCGAUCACAGGUUACGCGGGGCGGCUCGUCGGCCGCUCCAUGCAGGGGGAGAUCCAGGGGCUCAUGAGCACUGUGCUCGCGCUGACGGAGAUCCUGGGUCCGCCCCUCUUUGGCGCCUUGCUAAGCUGGGGCAGAAGCCGUGCUGCAGUAGCCUGGUGGCUCCCCAACGCGCCUUUUGUCGUGGGCAGUUUUUCCGUUAUCGUUGCCAUGGGGUUCACCUUGGGCUUGCCCGGUGCGGCAGACGCCGUUCAGCGCUGCAGGCAGUUGGAGAACGGCAUUGCCACGCAGGCCGGGCGCGGCCUGUGGGCGCCGCUGUGCGCCGUCGGUUGCGCAGGGGCGGCCGCCCCGGGCGCCGCGCCGGCGGCUGCCCCGCCGUUCCACGUGCUGCUCACGGGCUUCGGGCCGUUCCUGAACUUCACCCACAACCCCACGGAGGCGGUGGCCCGCGCCUUGGGCUCCAGGUGCCUGCCCGUCGUCAUCCGGCCAGAGCCGGGGCGGGCGGACCCCGCCGAGGAGGUCUUGCUCACGGUCUGCUGGCACGCCGUGGUGCUGCCCGUGAACCGGUCGGGGGCCACGUGGACCACGGAUCACCUGGGGCGGGCGUGGGAGGCGAACGGGAGCCUCCCGUACCACGCCGUGUUCCACAUGGGCCUGGAGGACUCGGCUAAGGGCCUGAAGCUGGAGGUGGCCGCGGCCAACGUCCAGGCGAUUGACGGCGACGCGCCCAAGGGGGGACCCGCGGUGCCUGGGGCUGAGCACCUGCUGGCCACCACCGUGAACAUCGGGUGGCUGUCCCUCCGGCGGCUGCGCGAGGCGGCGCCGCGGGCCCGCUUCGCAGAGGCGGGCGAGCUCUGGAGCAGGGACCCGGGCACGUUCUACUGCAACGAGGUGUACUUCCGCACGCUGCACUUCAUCCGGGACAGGCAGGUCACCGCGGCCACGGGCGCGCUGCUGCCAGCGAUGUUCCUGCACUGCCCCCCUCAGGGCGUCCGCGGCGUGGAGGCGGACGCCGAAACCGUGAGCCAGGUGGUGGGCCACAGCCUGUGGGCCACCUACCUCGCGCCCGGCGCGGCGCCCGGCGCCGGGAGAGCCCAACUGCCGCUGGCGGACGCCGCGCCAGUGGGCGGCGAUACGGCGCUCCUGGGCGCGACGGCCGCCGUCCUCGCCGCCCUCGCCGCCCUCGCGGCGCGCGUGCGCCUGGCGGGCGCCCUGCGCGGCAGGAUCCCGCGCCUGCGCGGGAGGCGGGCGGCCACGGCCACCGCGGUCGAGCACGCCCAGGGCGCCCUGAAGGAGGAGCUCUCCCAGAUCCAGGCCAUCGCGGCGAAGUGGAGGGGCGAUGCGGGGUUGUACCCGCACUGCGGGCUGGCCGUCGAGGCCGUUGGGAGCGACGACCCGCGGCUGCCGCCCCGAGCGGCGCUGCUCCCAGCUGAGGCGCGCCGCCUGGGAUUGAGCGAGCGGGGCCGCCUCGGCAAUGCGUCGAUCGACGGCAACGCUGGCGCCGUCGCGGCAAGCAGGUCGCCGCCGCCAGACGUGGCGCCCGCCGCCAGGAGCUGGAUGUGCUGGAGGCCGCGCAACGCAUAA
This is a messenger RNA of Prorocentrum cordatum, 3087 nucleotides long. NCBI's taxonomy places the organism in Eukaryota, Dinophyceae, Prorocentrales, Prorocentraceae. The record is from the annotation of a GenBank genome assembly.